UUGUUUACGACAGUACGCAGUGUUGUUCGUACUGUAACGAUCGUCAGACAGCGUAACACACUUGAUUACUUGAUUGUUAUUUGUGUUAGUGAAUUGACAAUAAUUACUAUAAAAAUAUAAUAAAUAAAUAAUAUUCUUGGUCUCCAGUUAUGUUGUUCCUGAUUUGGUUCGUGAUGGCUGUCGCAGCGUUGGUGCUUUACUUUCGUCAAAUACACUCCAGAUACUCCAAACAUGAUAUAAAGCAUUUGAAAACCAGCGAGAGCCUGAGAAGCAUGGCUAAACUUAUUCUGAGGAUCAAUCACUUCACGGAUGAUCUUCAAAGAUUCUACGACAACUUUCCUGAUGAAAGGUUUAUAGGAAGUUACGAAUUUCUAACACCCAAAAUAAUGAUAAAAGAUCUUGAUUUGGUAAAGAGAAUCACUAUUAAAGACUUUGAGUAUUUCUUAGAUCACCGAGUGUUCAUAGACGAAAAAUUAGAUCCAUUCUUUGGAAGAAAUUUAUUUUCAUUGAAAGGCCAAGAAUGGAAAGAUAUGCGAUCAACCUUAAGUCCAGCGUUUACCAGUUCAAAAAUACGAUUGAUGGUUCCAUUUAUGGUCGAAGUUGGAGAUCAAAUGAUACAAGCUCUUAAAGCUAAGAUCAAAGAUUCAGAUGUUGAUUACAUCGAUAUUGAGAGCAAAGAUUUGGCGACUAAAUAUGCCAAUGACGUCAUCGCCUCUUGUGCAUUUGGGCUUAAAGUAAACUCGCACAUCGAUGAAGAUAACGAAUUUUAUCAGAAGGGAAGAGAGGCUACAAAUUUAAAAUAUACUCAAAUGCUUAGAUUUUUCUGUUUCAUCUGCUUUCCAAAACUUAUGGCGAAACUAAAAUUUACAUUGUUCACUGAGAAAAUGACCAGCUUUUUUAAGAAUCUGGUUCUGAAUACGAUGAGAAAUCGGGAGGAGCAUAACAUCAUCAGACCAGAUAUGAUACAUCUUUUAAUGGAAGCUAAAAAGGGAAAACUAAAAUAUGAUGACAAGACCGCACAGGACACGGAUGCUGGAUUCGCUACCGUUGAAGAGUCAUCGGUCGGAAAGAAAGUUAUAGAUAGAGUCUGGUCGGACAGUGAUUUAAUAGCACAAGCAAUUUUAUUCUUCCUUGCCGGCUUCGAGACUGUAUCAUCAGCUAUGGCGUUCGCUCUGCACGAGUUGGCAAUCAACCCUGAUGUACAAGAGAAACUUGUGCAGGAGAUCAAAGAGAAUGAGAUAAAAAAUGGCGGCAAGUUUGAUUACAAUUCGAUUCAAAACAUGAAAUACAUGGACAUGGUAGUUUCAGAGGUACUACGAUUAUGGCCACCAGCUAUUGCCACGGAUAGAAUAUGCAACAAGGAUUAUAACUUGGGCAAGGCUAAUAACAAAUCGACUGAGGAUUACAUUAUACGAAAAGGUGAAGGUGUCACAAUUCCGACGUGGACUAUCCACCGGGACCCUAAGUUCUUCCCCAAUCCCACGAAGUUCGACCCUGAACGCUUCUCCGAAGAAAACAAACGCAAUAUCCAUCCUUUCUCAUACAUGCCUUUCGGAUUGGGACCCAGAAAUUGUAUUGGUUCUAGAUUCGCUCUGUGCGAGGUGAAAGUAAUGUUGUAUCAACUGCUACAACAUAUGAAGGUGACGCCGUGUGAAAAAACAUGUAUACCGACCAAGCUCAGCACCGAGUCGUUCAACGUUCGCAUAAAAGGAGGCCACUGGAUACGACUGAAGAUUAGAUCAUAAUGGAAGACUGAAGAAAAUAUAAAUAAUAAUAAAAAAAAAAAUUCAAUUUCAAAUUCAAGGUUCAAUAUGUUACAUCAUAACGAAAAUUUAUAAUAACUUUAUUAAAAUUGUAUUCAAUAUAAAAUAUUGAUACUAUAAUAUAAUAUAAUGAUACUUAUAUUACAAUUCAUUUAACAUAAAUAUAUGAUUUUUAUCUAAAA
Molecule: messenger RNA, 1945 nt
Organism: Galleria mellonella (greater wax moth)
Lineage: Eukaryota; Metazoa; Arthropoda; Insecta; Lepidoptera; Pyralidae
Product: probable cytochrome P450 9f2
Exons: 11
Coding region: 150-1745 (531 amino acids)
Molecular function (GO): iron ion binding; heme binding; monooxygenase activity
Source: RefSeq, a predicted model, not a curated record